AUGUUGGCACGCAGUGUGAGCUACAGAUGGAUAUCGACAAGUCGUGUUCUUUACAACAAACAAGCGGUCAAAACAGUGGUGUCGUCGUGUCCUGCUGGAACUUCGCUAAAUCUAAACAUAUGGAAAAGCGGUAAAGAUGCACUGGCACUCGAAGAAAAGGAGUACCCAAGCUGGUUAUGGAGCGUAUUGGAUAACAAGCAGGACGUCGAACAUGCCGGUCAAGACCAGGAAGGGGAAGCUUUAUUGAAGAGAAGAAAAAAUAUUAGAAAGGCAAACAGACAGCGAAUCAAGCAGAGCAACUUCCUGAGUCAACUCUGA
Saccharomyces kudriavzevii IFO 1802 is the source of this 318-nucleotide messenger RNA. RefSeq names its product mitochondrial 54S ribosomal protein mL54 (gene MRPL37). The coding region runs from base 1 to 318 and encodes 105 amino acids. The record is from RefSeq and is a predicted model, not a curated record. Gene Ontology annotation, molecular function: structural constituent of ribosome. Gene Ontology annotation, cellular component: mitochondrial large ribosomal subunit. The transcript has a single exon. Lineage: Eukaryota; Fungi; Ascomycota; Saccharomycetes; Saccharomycetales; Saccharomycetaceae.